This is a messenger RNA of Acanthopagrus latus (yellowfin seabream), 1830 nucleotides long. Its product is annotated as regulator of G-protein signaling 21-like. The record is from RefSeq and is a predicted model, not a curated record. Bases 299 to 1030 code for a protein of 243 amino acids. The transcript has 4 exons. Lineage: Eukaryota; Metazoa; Chordata; Actinopteri; Spariformes; Sparidae.
AGCCUGUAUGUCAACAGAGGUUAAAGAUAGCGAGGCACAAGGGAGGGAACGAAAGCGCUGAGACCCUUAAGCUCGGGGAGAAAUGUUGUGUCUUGACAUAACAGACGGAUUCCACUCCGGCUUUGACCUUCAUCGGAAGAAGGAGGCUGUCUGAAUCCAGGGGUGAGGCUGCGAGGUUGGAAAACCUGGCAGGAAUCUAAGGAAGAAUUUUCAGGGCACUGAGAGCAUCGUGCUUCCAGAGAGAUAUUGUGGAAUUAUACAUAAUCCACAGAGGAGGUAGUGUAACUCAAGAUCAACAAUGAAUGGGCUCUCGAACACAUCUCUGGGCCUCCAGGACACAAAGACGAUACACAAUGCGUGGAAGUCCCGAAUGCACAAGUUCAUCCAGAGUCCAUUACCAUGGAGGAAAAUCAACAGACACGAAACAGAUGAAGCGAGCCUACUGGGAGAAUCUCUGGAGGCGCUACUUUCGCGGAAACGUAAUUUCCCUCUUCCUGCGAGCAAUACAAAAGUAAUAUUGCGGUUGUUGCCUGUUGUCUUUAUGAUGAGGUCAUGUUCCCUCCUGUGUAAAGGUGGACAGUCAGCAUUUCGGGACUUUCUGAAAUCGGAGUUCUGCGAGGAGAAUCUGGACUUCUGGCUCGCCUGCGAAGACUUCAAAUCCUAUGAUAGCCAAGAGGAGCUGACACGGAAAGCAGCAAGUAUUUAUGAGGAGUUCAUCGAGGCUGACUCUCCUAAACAGGUAAACAUAGACUUCUACACGAGAGAGAUCAUCAGCCAGUGUCUCCAGCAACCGAGUCCAUCGUGUUUUGUUGUGGCACAGAGGAAAAUCUACAGCCUGAUGGAGAACGGCUCCUUCCCACGCUUCAUUCAGUCAGAGCAAUACAAAGUCCUUUUUGAUGCAACUUCUAAGCCGAGAGGGCCUGGGAAGCACAGAAAGGCCUUGAAGAUAAAAAGCACUGGAGAUCUAAUGCAGCAUGAUUCAAAACCAAUCAUUCUGCAGAGUGAGCUCUAUCUUUUGCACAAGGACUGACAUUGCACAUGCAGAUGCUGCAAAGCAUUGCACGGGCACAGACUGAGGCACCGGUGUUGACAGACAGGGCGGAGGCACUUCCCCUUCCUUCAAAAUGUCAACAACAUGAGACUCGGUGACAAGACUCAAAGUUGUCCCAGUUUAACGGACAUAACACACUGCAGGGGGUGGCAUCUGGCGCACAGUGAACACUGUGAAAGUAAAACGUGAACUUUCCACUGUGACAGCCAGUCUUUCAGAUGAAACGCAAAGGACUGCAGGAUUGUCGAGCUUGAACAAUGUUUAUAAAAAUGUGAAAGAUUGUGAUGUGUGUUUGUCAUAUGAUGUAUAAUUUGUGGUUAAUUCAUGCACAUAUACAUUCAUAGUUUAAACUGUUGCAAGGACUCCUCAACUGAACAGCAAAACUAUUUAUGUCAUCGAGUGUGUCAUAAAAAUGUAUCCUGGGUUCAGUUGAUAUGCUACUGGCACCUAGUGGUGACUGACAAAACCUACAUUUGGAGCUACUGGAUCGUUCGCAGUAAAAGAUAAAGGUGGUGUGCAAUAAUGAGAAAAACACCUUUUGUGACAAGAGUAAUGAUAUUUAUUAUAACCUGUAUUGUUGUAUUUGUGAAGGCUUGGUGAUUAUUUUUGAAAACCAUGAUUGCUCUCUGCUUGUCACCACACUCACCAGGAAAACAACAAACAAUAACCAGCAGGAAUGUCGAAUACAGAGUCUGCUGUAGAUCAUUUAGCCUCACCUAUUCCCUCAAAUAAACAAGUCACUCUGUCGUUCUAAAGAGGGGUUCCUCCUGGAUUCCAGU